Molecule: messenger RNA, 1263 nt
Organism: Rattus norvegicus (Norway rat)
Lineage: Eukaryota; Metazoa; Chordata; Mammalia; Rodentia; Muridae
Source: RefSeq, a predicted model, not a curated record
CCUGCAGCAGAGCCCCUUAGAGCCCCACGGCUCGCCCUCCUGGGCUCCCCUGUCCAUUCUUCCGCACCCGGGCGGCCAUCCUGCCGGAAAGGAGCUCCCGAGAUGGCGCGGGGAGUUGUCCCCAAGGCAGGAGGAAUUCAGGCCCAGAAGGGCUGGAGGACUUAUCAGCCGAAGCAGGCCUCCAGGAUCCAAAUGGGAACCCCAAAGCAGCCCUCGCUGGCUCCUGCACACGCCCUAGGCUUGAGGAAGUCCGAUCCCGGAAUCCGGAGCCUGGGGAGCGACGCGGGAGGAAGGCGGUGGAGACCAGCAGCCCAGAGUAUGUUCCAGAUCCCAGAGUUUGAGCCGAGUGAGCAGGAAGACGCUAGUACUACAGAUAGGGGCCUGGGCCCUAGCCUCACUGAGGACCAGCCAGGUCCCUACCUGGCCCCAGGUCUCCUGGGGAGCAUCGUUCAGCAGCAGCCGGGACAGGCAGCCAAUAACAGUCAUCAUGGAGAUGGAGCAGGCAGGUGACCCUAAGUGACAAGCCAGAGCCGUGUGAAGUUGGAAAGAGGAAGACGGAGAGGCGUUGGAAGACACUGGUUAUACUUUCCACUUCCCAUCGCUGACCCCGUAACAGCCACAGAAACCUGAGCUCAACCAGGUUUGUCACUGGCUCCAUAGAGCUUAAAUUAUCCCUACCCCAUUAUGUUUCCCUGAACUGCUUCAAGCUCCCACACAGCUGAGACUGGCCUCUACCUCCCAAGUACUAGGACCACAGGCCACCGUGCCUGGCAUUCCACCUUCUUUUUAAAAUUAUGUGUAUAUGUGUGCCAUUGUAAAAUGCACAUGUGCAAGUGUGGGGGCCUUGCAAGCCAGAAGAGGGCGCUGGAUCCCCUAAAGCUGGAGUUACAGGUGGUUGUGAGCUGCCCCACCUCUUUGCUGGGAACUGAACUCAUGUCCUCUGCAAGAGCAGCAAAUGCCCUGAACGACUGAGCCAUUUUUCCAGUCCCCACCCCUUUUAACCUUCAGGUUUCUUUAUUAUCAUCAUCAUCAUCAUCAUCAUCAUCAUCAUCAUCAUUUAUUUUUUUGUUUUUCAAGACAAGGUUUCUCUAUGUAUCCCUGGCUGUCCUGGAACUCUCUCUUUAGACCAGGCUAGCCUGGAACUCAGAGAUCUGCCUCUGCCUCCCAGUGUGGGGAUUAAAGACAUGCACUGCCACUGCUGAGCAAUCUCCAGAUUUCUUUUUCUUUCCUUUUUAAAAAAAAUAAAAUGUUUAUUUAAUGUGA